This is a messenger RNA of Dreissena polymorpha, 1854 nucleotides long. RefSeq lists its product as uncharacterized. The transcript has 3 exons. NCBI's taxonomy places the organism in Eukaryota, Metazoa, Mollusca, Bivalvia, Myida, Dreissenidae. The record is from RefSeq and is a predicted model, not a curated record. Bases 434 to 1027 code for a protein of 197 amino acids.
AAUCCCCACAAAGUUGUUCGUGUGUAAUGUAUGUUGUUUUUAUUUCAAUUAUGACUUGCCCGACAUCAUAUUGGUAAUACGUUUCAGUUGUUCUUAAUGGUGAACCAAACACCGUUCAUGCAGAGGCUGCUUCUGAGGAAUGGUAGCGAAAUGGUUCUUCUAGACGCAACCAACAAAACAUGUAGGUUUUCCCUGCCUCUUUUUUCCCUCGCGAUGAAAACAAAUGUUGAUCACCAGGUUGUUGCUGCCUUUAUUAUCGAACACAAAAGCACUGCAAUGAUUCAAUGGCCAUAGCAAUCAUCAAACAAGCUCAUCCUGAAUGGCAUCCAGUCAACUACAUGAUUGAUAAUGAUGAAAAAUAGAUUGACACAAUAGAAUUUCAUUUCCCAGAUUCAAGAGGCCUAAUUUGUGAUUUUCACCGGUAUAAGCAUGGAUGAGAUGGUUCAAGCAAACAAAAAAGGCCAUACAAAACAAAUCCAAAGUGCUUAAGUUUAUGCAAGGUCUUGCAGAUGCUGAAACAGAAGACAAGUUUGACACUAGACUUCAGAAUCUUUGCCGCUCUAAUUUGUUGGCAUCAAUUGGAUCUUACUUGGAGACUCAUUGGUUACCAAUAAAAGAGAUUAGCAUGGCCACAUUGCUGGGGCAUGUCAUGUCCAUAGUCCUGGAUCAGAGCAGUAAAGCAGACGAUCUCAUUCACUGUUACCGAGGCGACGACUUCAUGGCAGACGAAGUGACACCACGUGAACACACCCCGUCAUCUCCCGAGACUUUUGCGGCGGUAUACGACGUAUUCAUGGAUACGGUCUCGUCUUCUGGCAAUAACGAUGGCGCGGAGAUCACAUGCGGUUCCGGGACCCAAGCGGAAAUCGAGUUCUCCCCAGAUACAAUUCAGAUUGACCAGCCUAAAACGCAAGUUGCCAAGGACUCGGUGUUACCCAAGAAAACUAACUCGUUCUCUAUAGAUUCAAUACUAGGAAACCGGACUAUCGUUGCUCCGACUGUGGACAAUUCGUCUCCUUCAUGGUAAGCAAGUUCUAGUGUUAAUUAUCAGAUGCAAACGCCCGACUGGACUAUACGUCAAAUAUAUAAACCCAAUGGAAAUUAUCAUGAACCGGAACCGGACAGUUUGUACUGGUGCCACGCGUGUGAUGAGUUGUGUGAAAACGAGAGCGAGACAGCCAGGCACCAGAGGGAACACGCCGACAACAGGAUCCCUGCUUGCUAAAGGAACCUCUAUUCUACAAACACGGAUACACCAGUGUCCACAAGAAAAUAUCGUAUUCAAAACAACUGAAUUGUGGAUUGUGUGACAAGAUCGUGACCAGUAACUUCUUGUGCCGCCACAUGCGCGCGCAUCACUGUCACAAGUGCGAUGUGUGUGCAGUGUUUGAGAAGUUACGCAAAUAUAAAGAAAAAUGUGCGCGCGCAUUCAGGGUCUAUGUCUGUGUCGUGUGAGAAAUGUAAGUCGAACGCAGUAAGCAGACGAGUUUUGAGCGUCCACAAUUUACAUGUUCAUCGCCAUACCUUGUGAAAAUAUUGUGGACUCAAGUUCAUCAAUAAGUACGCAUGCGCACAACACGAACGCUCACACAACGGAAGAAAGCCGUACGCAUGUCAAGUUCCUGGAUGUAGAAAGACGUUUGCGCAGGGCAUACAGCUUCAGCUUCAUGCCAAAGUUUAUUUGUGAUUUAUUGAUCAAUAAAUAUAUUUUGUUGAGACACAGUAAUAUUGAGUGUCUGUCUGUGUCUUUCGCGAUUGUAUUUACUAUUUAGUACUAUUUUUGUAGUGCUUUUCGUUGUAUUAUUGUUUAGCUUUAAACAAGUUUUAUGAAUAUUGAUUUGUGUAAGAAGAUAC